AUGGGUGCAUCAGGCUUAGGUUCUGCUUUAGCAAAUAGCAUUAAUCUCUCGAAUUUGACACUUUACCUCAGUUACAAUUAAAUUGGUGAUAAUGGUGGAUCAGGCUUAGGUUCUGCUUUAGCAAAUUGCAUUAAUCUCUCGAAUUUGACACUUGAACUUCGUGGAAAUUAAAUUGGUGCAAUGGGUGCAUCAGGCUUAGGUUCUGCUUUAGCAAAUUGCAUUAAUCUCUCGAAUUUGACACUUGACCUUGGUGGAAAUUAAAUUGGUGAUGAAGGUGCAUCAGGCUUAGGUUCUGCUUUAGCAAAUUGCAUUAAUCUCUCGAAUUUGACACUUAACCUUGGUGGAAAUUAAAUUGGUGAUGAAGGUGCAUCAGGCUUAGGUUCUGCUUUAGCAAAUUGCAUUAAUCUCUCAAAUUUGACACUUGACCUUCGUGGAAAUUAAAUUGGUGCAAUGGGUGCAUCAGGCUUAGGUUCUGCUUUAGCAAAUUGCAUUAAUCUCUCGAAUUUGACACUUAACCUUGGUGAAAAUUAAAUUGGUGAUGAAGGUGCAUCAGGCUUAGGUUCUGCUUUAGCAAAUUGCAUUAAUCUCUCGAAUUUGACACUUUACCUUAGUUACAAUUAAAUUGGUGAUAAAGGUGGAUCAGGCUUAGGUUCUGCUUUAGCAAAUUGCAUUAAUCUCUCGAAUUUGAGACUUGGCCUUAGUGGAAAUUAAAUUGGUGCAAUGGGUGCAUCAGGCUUAGGUUCUGCUUUAGCAAAUUGCAUUAAUCUCUUGAAUAUGACACUUGACCUUCGUUACAAUUAAAUUAGUGAUAAAGGUGCAUCAGGCUUAGGUUUUAGUUUAGCAAAGUGCAUUAAUUUCUCGAAUUUGAUACUUGACCUUAGUGGAAAUUAAAUUGGUAAUGAAGGUGCAUCAAGCUUAGGUUCUAGUUUAGCAAAGUGCAUUAAUUUCUCGAAUUUGACACUUAACCUUAGUGGAAAUUAAAUUGGUAAUGAAGGUGCAUCAGGCUUAGGUUCUAGUUUAGCAAAUUGCAUUAAUCUCUCAAAUUUGACACUUGACCUUAGUGAAAAUUAAAUUGGUGAUGAAGGUGCAUCAGGCUUAUGUUCUAGUUUAGCAAAGUGCAUUAAUUUCUAUUUGACACUUAACCUUAGUGAAAAUUAAAUUGGUAAUGAAGGUGCAUCAGGCUUAGGUUCUGCUUUAGCAAAUUGCAUUAAUCUCUCGAAUUUGACACUUGACCUUAGUUACAAUUAAAUUGGUGAUGAAGGUACAUCAGGCUUAGGUUCUGCUUUAGCAAAUUGCAUUAAUCUCUCGAAUUUGACACUUUACCUUAGGUAAAAACAGUUUAUUUGUUUUGGAUUGUGA
This is a messenger RNA of Tetrahymena thermophila SB210, 1359 nucleotides long. RefSeq names its product kinase domain protein. Gene Ontology annotation, molecular function: GTPase activator activity; small GTPase binding. The transcript has 15 exons. Lineage: Eukaryota; Ciliophora; Oligohymenophorea; Hymenostomatida; Tetrahymenidae. The record is from RefSeq and is a predicted model, not a curated record. Gene Ontology annotation, cellular component: cytosol; nucleus; perinuclear region of cytoplasm. Gene Ontology annotation, biological process: activation of GTPase activity; nucleocytoplasmic transport.